Messenger RNA from Magallana angulata, 1461 nucleotides. RefSeq lists its product as uncharacterized. The transcript has a single exon. The record is from RefSeq and is a predicted model, not a curated record. Bases 307 to 1461 code for a protein of 384 amino acids. Lineage: Eukaryota; Metazoa; Mollusca; Bivalvia; Ostreida; Ostreidae.
UGGCCACCCUCGGGAACAUUCCUCCUACUACCAGCUCGGCAGGUGACACCUUCUGCUGUCCAAUAUGUCUUGAAGAGGUCAGGAAUCCAAAGUACCUCUCGUGUCUUCAUACUUUCUGUGAAUCGUGUAUUGAAACAUACAUAUGGAGCACUGCAACGUGUCUUGACAGAUUAAAUUUAAAGACGAUUGAUUGUCCGGUAUGUCGAAAGUGCAUCGAUGCUCCUAGGAAGGACAUUUCAGACGAAGAAUGGGCAUCUUCCUUACCCCAAAAUAAACUUAUUGUAAGCACACUGAUGAAUUCAAAGAAUGCCAACAAGCAAUUCUGCAAGUUCUGUGAACAAUCGUUCAUCGUUCUCUGACCUGCAGAAGUGUGUUGAUAACAUGCAGCUGACAAAUCAGACCAAAAUUGCCCACCCUAAUUCAAAGAAACAAGAAAUUUGUGUGAGCACUGAAAAGGCAAUUCAAGAAUUAAAGAAAAUGAUUGACGUAGCAUUUUCGUCAUGGACAAAGCGAUUUGAACUGAUCCAUGCAGAUUCUAUCGGAAUCUUGGAACUUGCAUCUGAUGAAUUGAAACGGUUUUCGACCACAGUUCUUGAAACCAAAAUUCUUCUACAAUCGAUGUUAGAGAAUGGCUCUGCUAAACAACUGUUUAUCACCAAACAAAGUCAGCUCGCUAGAAUCGUUGAUCAUGUUUCUCGUUUGAAAUCUCAGGAUAUUUGGAAUUUUUCUAGAGAGUAUACACAGCAAGACACUAGAUUUUGUCAGCAGCUUUUGAAUCACAAAAAGUUUGAGGAUGUAAAGAUGUCCAGAGUUCCAUCUGGAACGAUUGAGACUAUUCUACAGUCUAUCUCGAAAGCGUAUUGCAGCAAUUUCUUGAGAAGGAAACAUGAAAUGUCCAAGAAGGACUGGAUGAAAGUUACUUUCAAACUAGUAUCCCAAAUAAUCAGUUUGCCAGAGAGGUCUUAUUAUGGUUUAUUUAUUCAUGACACAAACAUCAUUCUAAGCUUUAUGAAUCCCCCUUCUCUUAAAAUUUUCGACAUUAACGAACCUGGUGGAAAAUGUAUUCACACCGAAGAGUGUCCUAGCCCUCCGUAUGGUCUGUGCCACUCCAGGGUAAACGAGAACUUGAAUGAGGUCUACGUGUCUUUCGAAAACAGAAUAGUUCUUUAUUGGAUUGAUGUCGAAGACAAUGUUAACUUUAUAAAACUCCGAACAAUAAAAUUAAUUAAACCCAUGCAAUCAAUUUCAUGUGGACUAACCACUUUAUACUCUGCAAAUAGCUCGAAAGCAUUUAUUUGUUCUCCGGAUUUUGUUAUAGAACGUGAAUCGCUGUAUAGCAAAGGAUUUGCUGCUGUCCCAUUUCUUUUUUCGUCAUCGAAGUCUGAUUUUCAUGCGUUUACUAGAGGUGGGAGAGUUGUUGUUGUAGAUCGAAAUUACAAACAGAAUUUCCACAGCUUUUGA